Molecule: messenger RNA, 1743 nt
Organism: Topomyia yanbarensis
Lineage: Eukaryota; Metazoa; Arthropoda; Insecta; Diptera; Culicidae
Gene: parvin
Product: beta-parvin
Exons: 5
Coding region: 42-1142 (366 amino acids)
Biological process (GO): actin cytoskeleton organization; substrate adhesion-dependent cell spreading; cell projection assembly
Cellular component (GO): focal adhesion; actin cytoskeleton; cytoplasm
Molecular function (GO): actin binding
Source: RefSeq, a predicted model, not a curated record
AACAGAAAAAAACUAACAAUCUUCACAUCAGUCGUGAAAAAAUGAGUACUCUCAAUCGCCCGAAAUCUCCGCGGACUCCAACUUCUGGCAAAAAUUUCGACAAAGAGGAAAGUUUCUGGGACAAAAUCGGCACUCUGGGCCGGAAGAAGCGCAUCAAGGAAGUUCAAGAAGUACAAGAGGAGGGUGCAAUUGCCAUCGACUCACCCGGCAACCCAAACGCUCCAAUCGUUCCGCCGGAGGAGUACAAUCUCGAGGAUAAUGAGUCUCGAUCAAUCAUCCAGCCAGCAUCGUUGCAGCAUCCGCAUGUACGAGAACUGCUGCAGGUUCUUAUUGACUGGAUAAACGAUGAACUGGUUGAGGAGCGUAUCAUCGUGACGGACAUCGAAGAGGACCUUUACGAUGGUCAGGUGCUGCAAAAGUUAUUUGAGAAGCUAACCGGGCACCAGUUGAACGUGCCGGAAGUAACUCAAUCAGCAGAGGGACAACGGCAAAAAUUAGCCGUUGUUUUGAAUGCAGUUAAUCAUACACUGGGCUACCACCACAACAUACCAAAAUGGACGGUGGAAAGUAUUCACACGAAGAACAUCGUUUCAAUUCUACAUUUGCUGGUUGCUCUAGUACGUCAUUUCCGAGCUCCGAUUCGCCUGCCAGAGAAUGUUCAAGUCACGGUCGUGAUGGCACAAAAGAUAAAUGGAAAACUAACAAGCAAGCAAUUCCAGGAACAGAUCACACUGCAGUAUGAUGACGUUGGUAUGCGCUGCGAGCGGGACGCCUUCGAUACAUUAUUUGAUCACGCUCCGGAAAAGCUCGCGGUGGUCAAGAAAUCGCUAAUCACUUUCGUCAACAAGCACCUCAACAAGCUGAACUUCGAGGCGGCUGAUCUGGGUUCGGACUUCAAGGAUGGUGUGUUCCUGUGUCUGUUGAUGGGUCUGCUGGGAGGAUUCUUCGUGCCGCUGCAUGAGUUCCAUCUGACCCCCAAGGAUACCGAUCACAUGGUGCACAAUGUUGGUUUCGCUUUCGAGCUGAUGAUGGAUCAGGGUUUGAAGCCGAAAGCUCGACCGGAAGAUAUCGUCAACAUGGAUCUGAAAUCCACCCUUCGGGUUUUGUACACACUGUUCACAAAAUAUAGAAAUAUUUCCUGAAGUGAAUAACUCAACAGUGAAUAAGUGCCUUGGCAGCUAAUGGAUGAUGCUUUCCAACAGUAAACCGUGUUUGUAGCAGCAUUGGCGAUCGAUGUAGUAUUAAUGGAGAUGUCUUAACAAACUAACAUACGUCGAAAAGCACGCACAAUAAAUUGUAGAGUCCCCAUCUUUUUGCAUCAGCACAUUUAUAGAUAGUCAGACGGAAAUCUAAUUAUUUACUUCAUUUUAAUGUUAGAAGCAAUUAUUUUCAUAGUUAACUUAUACAACGCGUCUUUUACUCAAUGCAAUAAAACAAAAUAAAAAUUUAACAAAGUAAUGAGUGUAAUGUGUUUUUCGCUCCAAAAAACAUUCCUUUUUCCAAAAGUUCAAAGAUUCGUGGACUAACAGACUAAUGAUUGCUAUGAGGUGGGAGUAUGUAUAUUUAAUUUCGAUUACCUAGUAGUUUAACAUGAAGGUUGCUUGUUGAUUUUUACGCCCUCAUUCAAGGGUUUCGAGACCAGUUAGAUGACAUCUAUCGAGACACGAAAGCACCGUUAUGAAAUAUUUAGGCUUGACGGAUGAAAACUUGGACAAAUAAAGAGCUUUUCUAAAAAUCCCAUAA